Messenger RNA from Caenorhabditis remanei, 1707 nucleotides. RefSeq lists its product as uncharacterized. The record is from RefSeq and is a predicted model, not a curated record. Bases 1 to 1707 code for a protein of 568 amino acids. NCBI's taxonomy places the organism in Eukaryota, Metazoa, Nematoda, Chromadorea, Rhabditida, Rhabditidae. The transcript has 7 exons. Gene Ontology annotation, molecular function: flavin adenine dinucleotide binding; NADP binding; N,N-dimethylaniline monooxygenase activity.
AUGCGUGUCUGCGUGGUUGGGGCAGGAGCUUCUGGCCUGCCAGCCAUCAAGGCUUGUCUGGAAGAAGGACUUGAUGUUGUUUGUUACGAGAAGACUGCAGAUAUAGGAGGACUCUGGAAUUAUAGACCUGGACAAGAAAACAUCGGUGGCACCGUCAUGGAAAGUACAGUAGUCAACACAUCGAAAGAAAUGAUGGCAUACUCGGAUUUUCCCCCACCAGCAGAAUAUGCAAAUUUCAUGCAUCAUUCCAAAGUCAUCGAAUACAUUAAAAGUUAUGCAGAGCAUUUUGGAUUGACGAAGCAUAUCCGAUUCAACACACCAGUGAAGAGAAUAUCGAGAAACGAAGAGAACAAAUAUAUUGUCUACUUGCAUAAUGGAGAAAUUGAAGAAUUCGAUAAAUUGAUGUUGUGUACUGGACAUCACGCACAGCCAUCUUAUCCAGAACUCAAAAAUUUGGACAAGUUCAAGGGACAAGUCGUGCACGCCUACAAUUACACAAAUACUAAAGGAUAUGAAGGAAAAGACGUUUUUCUUCUGGGAAUCGGGAAUUCUGCUCUCGAUAUUGCAGUCGACAUUGCAAAGAUUGCAAAAUCAGUUACAAUCUCCACUCGCAGAGGAACUUGGAUAUUCAACAGAGUCAGUCAGGGUGGCAUGCCGUAUGAUGUUCAACUAUUCUCCCGUUAUUACGACAUUCUUCUCAAAAAACUUCCUCACACAAUCGCCAACGAUUUCAUGGAGCAUCGUCUUCAGCAGAGAAUGGAUCAUGAUGUGUACGGACUCCGCCCAGAUCACAGAUUCUUCCAGCAACAUCCAACUGUAAACGAUGCGUUAGCUAAUCUUUUGUGUGCUGGAUAUAUCACAAUCACUGAGGAUAUUGAUACAUUCACUGAGAAUAGUGUGAUAGUGAAAGGAGGAAGAGAAUUCAAAUGUGAUAUCUUUUUGACAUGCACUGGAUACACUUUCGGAUUCCCGUUUGUCGAUUCGGAUAUUGUUGAAAUCAAGAACCAACAAGUUCCCCUUUACAAGUAUGUCUUCCCUCCAAAUAAUGACAGUGUCGCAGUGAUCGGGCUCAUCCAACCAAUUGGAUCAAUUGCUCCAAUCGCAGAAAUUCAAAGCAGAUGGGCGGCUCGAGUGUUUGCAGGAAGAUGUGAUCUACCGUCGAGUCAAGAUCAAAUCAAUGACAUUCAUAAGAAGAAGGCAGCUAUGAAGAAAAGAUAUUUCGACAGUAUCAAGCACACAAUUCAAGUGGAUUACAUGACAUAUAUGGAUGAAAUCGCUGAAAUAAUCGGAUGUUUACCACCAAUGAAUCAAUAUCUCUUCUCAUAUCCGAGAUUUUGGAUGAAGUUGUUCAUGGGUGCCAAUGUACCGUAUGUCUACCGAUUGGUUGGACCACACUCAUGGGAAGGAGCUGAGCAAGCGAUUUGGACAGUCCCGGAUAGAGUGAAGAAGCCGUUGAAGAAUAGACAGUGCAGAACUAGAAAGCAUAAGAAGAGAGGAACCACGGACGAAUACUUCCGUUAUGCCACUCAAAAAGUGAUUGCUACCAACAUCUCAAUCCUCUUCUGUUCUGGACUUCUUCUCUAUUGCUCCACAACUUCAACUCUUCCUCCAGUCGUCUAUUUCCUCUCAUUCUUCCUUUUCUUCACUCUUUACGGUGCCACUCUUAUGUGGUUUGACCUACAGUAUGACAUGACCACAAUCUUCUAA